Molecule: messenger RNA, 2597 nt
Organism: Petromyzon marinus (sea lamprey)
Lineage: Eukaryota; Metazoa; Chordata; Hyperoartia; Petromyzontiformes; Petromyzontidae
Gene: MRPL50
Product: mitochondrial ribosomal protein L50
Cellular component (GO): mitochondrial large ribosomal subunit; mitochondrion
Source: RefSeq, a predicted model, not a curated record
CAAUUCAAGCGGCCAUCUUAGGCGGGGGCACGACCCAUCCGCUAACACGGGGCAGCGAUGCGUGACGUCACGCAACCGAAUCGCAGCACCUCGCAGAUUAACGCCACCGGUCUCCCCCACCCAACAUGUCCGCGGCGGGGUUCAAAGCGGCGACGGCGGUGGCCGGAGCAGCAACGACGGAAGCCGCCGCCGCCACCGCGGGCAUUCAGCGGGCGAUGGCGACCCUCGUGGCGGCGCGGCGUGGCGCGUCCUUGCUCGGUAGCCGCCUCCCGUGGUCUCCCGCAGCCGCCGCGUACGCCACAGAGACGCGAGGCGCCUUCUGGAGCAGGAUCAACUUCCUGAGGAGAGACAAGGCGGCGGCGGUGCCGGUGGCGACGCCGGCGCAGGCGGAGGAGCAGGAGCGGCAACGGCAGGCGGUGGUGCUCGUGCCCAGGCCCGAGCCGCGGAGCCGGCGCUACGACCCGCCCGCCGACCUGGAGCAACGGGUGCGGCGAGCGGUGGGCGAGGUGUACGGCGCGGGCGACGGCGCGGGCGACGCCGCGGGCUCGGGAGCGCGAGAUUGGCGCCACGUUGCCGUGGGCGCCGGCGCGAAGAAGUUCGAGCUGCUGGCGCGGUUGGCGGCCGAUUUGGGCGGCCACCGGGUGCCCAACUCGCGGCUGCACGAGGUGUCCAAGGCGGGCGACGUGCUCGCCUUCUACGGGGAGGCCGUGAGGGACUCGAGCCGCUUCGAGGACCUCGCCUCGAUGCCACUGCCGCCCAACCUGAAGAUCCGAUGGGAAGAGUCCCGAGGAGAAUGAAGGAGGAGGCGAGAUGGUUACCAUCACCACCCCACAACCGAACUUCUCCUUCAGGGUUUACAAGUUUUAGCGACCCCACCAAUUAACUUGUUUCAAAUGCAAAUUGUAUGCUCCGCGCAAUCCCGAUGAUUGCUAAAACGGUGUAUUCAAAUUACGAUAUUGUGUGGAGGCUUGUCCCCGGUCUGAUGGAGGUAGCGGCGAUUAGAAUUAAGAUGACAUCGUGUCUAUGCGUAUUCUUAGUGGUCUUCAAAAAAUCAUCAGGCAUGUACCGCGCUUGACGGCUUAAUUUGUAUUUAAACUGAAGUUUGUACAUUAUGAAAAUACGCACCUUGGUGGGUCGCAAAAAAAGAUGAGUUUGGGAAACACUGCAAACGUUUAAAUGAAGAUUCUGAUAUCAUAGCCAAUGCUUCUGAUGCCACACCACCUUACAUGCCAAGUCACAGCUUUUGCACUGAACUUUUGACCUCCCAAGGUCCGUGCAUGGAGUCAAACAUAUUGUGGUCUCAUAUAGGGGAAGCAGUGGACACGCGACCUUAGUCUUAUUCCACCUUCAUCGUCUGAUUGUUGGUCUAUUGAAACGGGAUAUUUCACCUGUUAAAGUCGUAUCCAAUUAUAUGGUUUGUUACAUUGUUAACUCGGGUCCCUCUUACACAUGCCAACAUGGUUGCAUAUUUCCCUUUGGUCCCAAGCCACUCCCGACGCACUUGGUAACAUUAAACUGGCUCGUGGAAUACGUGGUCGGGAUGGUUGGACUGGUCAGUCGUGUGGGCUGUUAUCACGUACAGUGUAGCUAAUUGUGUUGAGUGUGGAUUCAUUUAUUAUACUGUAUACCAUUGUUGACAUUAAAGAGGCCAAUUAACAUAGCAUCACAUUUGGCUGCACUGCGACCACCACGUGCAAGUAAAACGUAUUUUUCACUGAAAGCUGCCGUGACGUUUUAACAAGUUGAAACGAAUGCGUUAAUUGGCUGUACAUUAGAGAUGGGCAACCCAAAGCCCGUUACUUAAUUUGACUUUACCCGCAGCUACAUGAGGCCCCCACCACUUAGAAAUGUCCCCCACGCGAUAUUUAUCUGUCACUGCUAGGACCUUAGCCAUACCAAUCGGGUAUUAAAAUGGAAUUGUUUCAACCUGACAACGCUUACGUUUUCAGUGCGAUCGGUCACUUGGCGCACCUCUUGCAAUGCCAGGUGUGCAAUGUUCGAAGUGUGCGCUCGGGAAGGAAAAAAGUUUCCCACUCCUGGUGUGCACCCAUUCCUCCAUGCAAAAAAGUGGCCGUUAACCCAUUUACUGAUUCAAUGGGGAUUGUUUAUGAAUAAAUAACAAUUGGGCUUGCAAAUAUAUAAUUUCUUGCUCCCGAUAAUGCUCUGCCAUCCCACAUAUACCAACAUUUUAAGUCGACGUUAAGUAAUUUUACGGGUCUUUAUAAUAAAACUGAAACUUGCACCUUGCUGGGCUGGAUAGACCACAUUUUGGGAUGCUCUUGUCCAACAGUAGGAUCCUGUUCAAGCGUUGUUAAAGGUGGCGAUUUUCUGAAUGUCUUUGCGUGUGGCCUAAGCAGACAAAUGAAGAGCUCGUAUACCUCAGAGCUGUGAAUAUUCAUGUUCAAAGACGUGGAGAUAAGUUAGUUCCCAUUGAUGAAAUAUGAUUUAACCAACCAGAAUACUUGGAGGUAAACUUUUAAGACAAGGUUUGGUUGAUGUAUGUAUAAGUGCAUUUAAAUUAUGCUCUUCAGCAUACGACCCAGCAUUCCUGAUGACAUGUUAAGGUAUACACAUUAAAACAGUGUUUUUUCAUGAGA